AGGCGCCAUUGUGCACUGCGUCAGAGCGCCGGGCCGCGUUAGUCUGUGCGUGGCUGGCGGCCGGUGUGGACGCGGUCCGCCAUCAUGGCCUCAACGGCCGCACACCCGGGCCCUCCUGCCGCCGCUGCAACAGCUGCCGCCCCGCCGGCUCCCACCGCGCCUGGCAUCCUUAUCGGUGACCGGCUCUACUCGGAAGUGUCGCUCACCAUCGAUCAUUCGCUUAUCCCCGAGGAGCGCCUCUCUCCUACUCCCUCGAUGCAGGACGGCCUGGACUUGCAGUGUGAGACCGACCUGCGCAUCCUGGGGUGCGAGCUCAUCCAGGCGGCCGGCAUCCUUCUCCGCCUGCCGCAGGUGGCGAUGGCGACGGGGCAGGUGCUGUUUCAUCGGUUCUUCUAUUCCAAGUCCUUCGUCAAGCACAGCUUCGAGAUUGUUGCCAUGGCCUGCAUCAAUCUUGCAUCCAAGAUAGAAGAGGCACCUCGUCGUAUAAGGGACGUGAUCAAUGUGUUCCAUCAUUUACGUCAGUUAAGAGCAAAAAGGACUCCAAGCCCCCUGAUACUUGAUCAGAACUACAUAAACACCAAAAAUCAAGUAAUCAAAGCAGAAAGAAGGGUACUGAAGGAGUUGGGAUUUUGUGUUCAUGUCAAGCAUCCACAUAAGAUCAUUGUUAUGUAUUUACAAGUCUUAGAAUGUGAGCGUAACCAAACCCUGGUACAGACAGCCUGGAAUUACAUGAAUGACAGCCUUCGAACAAAUGUGUUUGUUCGCUUUCAGCCAGAGACUAUAGCAUGUGCUUGUAUUUAUCUUGCUGCUAGAGCUCUGCAGAUUCCACUACCUACCCGUCCUCACUGGUUCUUGCUCUUUGGCACCACAGAAGAGGAGAUUCAGGAGAUAUGCUUAACAACUCUUAAGCUCUAUACCAGAAAGAAGCCCAAUUAUGAAUUUCUGGAUAAAGAAGUAGAAAAGAGAAAAAUGGCGCUACAGGAAGCUAAACUAAAGGCAAAAGGUUUAAAUCCAGAUGGAACUCCAGCACUGUCAACACUGGGUGGCUUUUCUCCUGCGUCAAAACCAUCUUCCCCAAGAGAAGAAAAAGCUCAAGACAAGAGUCCAGUAUCUCUCAAUACCAAAACCCUUAAAAAAGAUCCAGAAGAGAGGCAGCAAGCUUCAAAGAGCCCUUACAAUGGCUUGAGAAAAGAAAGCAAGAGAAGUAGAAGCAGCAGAAGCGCCAGUCGAUCUCGGUCAAGAACAAAGUCACGGUCUCGAUCUCACACUCCUAGGCGGCACUACAAUAACAGGCGGAGCCUGUCUGGGACAUACAGCUCAAGAUCGAGAAGCAGGUCCCGCAGCCACAGCGGCAGCCCUCGCCGACACCACAAUCACGGCUCACCGCACCUGAAGACCACCAAACACAGCAGGGAGGAGCUGAAGAGUGCAAAUAGACACGGUCACAAAAGGAAAAAGUCCCGUUCGCGUUCGCAGAGCAAAUCCAGGGAUCAUUCUGACACUGCCAAGAAGCACCGGCAUGAGCGGGGACACCACAGAGAGCGGCGUGAGAGAUCCCGCUCCUUUGAGAGGUCCCACAAGGGCAAACACCACAGUGGCGGCCGGUCAGGACACAGCAGGCAUAGGCGCUGAAGUUAGCCCCUGCACCCUCUCCUAGCUAGGCCUGUAUAUAAUAACAUAGCAGUGGACUCUGUGAGAG
Messenger RNA from Pezoporus flaviventris, 1699 nucleotides. It is a transcript of the gene CCNL1, whose product is annotated as cyclin L1. Gene Ontology annotation, molecular function: cyclin-dependent protein serine/threonine kinase regulator activity. Gene Ontology annotation, biological process: regulation of transcription by RNA polymerase II. The record is from RefSeq and is a predicted model, not a curated record. Bases 85 to 1632 code for a protein of 515 amino acids. The transcript is spliced from 11 exons. NCBI's taxonomy places the organism in Eukaryota, Metazoa, Chordata, Aves, Psittaciformes, Psittacidae. Gene Ontology annotation, cellular component: nucleus.